Vigna unguiculata (cowpea) is the source of this 611-nucleotide messenger RNA. Its product is annotated as ethylene-responsive transcription factor ERF098 pseudogene. The record is from RefSeq and is a predicted model, not a curated record. Lineage: Eukaryota; Viridiplantae; Streptophyta; Magnoliopsida; Fabales; Fabaceae.
AAAGACCAAAGUUGUUUAAGCGAAAACAUAUAUGGAGAAAGAGAGAUCAAAAGAGGAAGAAGUGAAGUAUCGUGGUGUGAGAAAGAGACCGUGGGGUAAGUUUGGAGCAGAGAUUAGAGAUCCGACAAAACCUACGGGAAGACAAUGGUUGGGAACGUUUGACACUGCCGAAGAAGCAGCCAGAGCUUAUGAUCGUGCUGCCAUUGCUUUGAGGGGUGCUCUUGCGAUCCUUAAUUUUCCCGAUGAGUACUAUUCUCAUCUUCCUUUUGUAUUGUCGUCAGAUUCUUCUGCUAAGGACAAUGGAAGUUCUUUUGCCAGAAAGGAAGUUAUUGAGUUCGAGUAUUUGGAUGACAAGGUGUUGGAGGAUCUUCUUGAGAUUGAAGAGAAGAGAAGGAAGGAAUAACAAAGAUUAGAAAUUGGACUGCAUUUUUAUUCAGUUCCUCUUUUUUUUUUCUCUCUUUUUGUAUUCAUAACUGAACCUGUGUUAUUGGGUUCUUCCCCCUCCUCGUUCAACAUUGAUUCAAUUGUACACUGUAAGCUUCGAAAAUCUUGCAGUUAAUGCAACAGAUUCUUGAAAUAAUAGCACUUCGAUGUGCAUAUAUAUGGAAAAG